GCAUGACGCCAACCGACUUCCGUAGAACGACAAGUAGUUACAUGUAAUGUGUUGACCGAAACCGAAAGUUGACUUCAUUUUUACAGACAUGUCUUCCAAUAAUUCUAGCUCGGUGAACAUUACUGUCUCCGACCGGGUCUCGCUGCCACAGUCGGUGCUUAUUUGUACAUUUGUGAGUAGUUCACUGUCCAUUAUUGGUGCAGUGGUUAUUUUCAUUACGUAUUGUCUAGUCACAGUGGCUAAAAACCAAACGAGGCGGCUUCUGGUGUACUUGACUAUUGCGGACUUAAUGACUGCGGUUGGAAACCUUAUUGGAGCAUCGCGCUACGCCCUCAGAAAUGAGACAGAAUAUCUUACAAGUCGUCAUCAAAUGCAAAAUACUUGUAUUACGACAAAUGCAGUGUGCGAGGUACAAAGCUUCGUUACGACGUUUUCAUCCUUGUCUUCUUUUUUCUGGACGUCUAUCAUCAUGGUACACAUUAUGAUGACCCUAAUCACCCAGCGAGAGUGGUCCAAUCUCCGUAACAGGGUGAUCUACCAUUGUGUAUCGUGGGGAGUACCACUGGGUAUAACAUUCCUAGCUCUUUCAUACGACGUUCUUGGAGAAGAUUUCUUCACUAACACCGGUCCAUGGUGCUGGAUUAAAGGGUGUCUACACCAACCCAAAGUUUUUCUAUGGAUGACAUUGACCGGAAAAGGCUGGGAAAUCCUUACCUAUUUUCUUACCAUGACAUUUUACAUAAUAAUGAAAAUCUACAUGUGGAAAAAGCGUUUGCGCUUCAGAGACAGAAGCCACCAUUACCUGAGGGAAGAGGACGAGUUGUAUAUUCUGAUCUUCUUCGUCAUCAUUAUUCUCCGCGCAGCAGGAACUAUCCGCUUUUUGUACGCCAUCGUCGAAGAUACCAACAACACUCCGGAUACCUUCGAUAUGAUUCUUCUUCAUAUCCAAAGCUUUGGAGACAGCGCACAGGCGUUUGCUAACUGUAUCCUUUUCUGCUUCCGAGACACAGCAGUGCGUCAGGAUAUGUGGAAUCGAGUCCGAGGGAUAGGUAAACCCAUGCGUGGUGAGGCGCCGUUACUUGAAAAUACGGUGAAUUAAUAUCUAAAGUCGCGAAAAGCAAGAGGACAAGACAGUACUAUGACAGUAUUUAGUGUUUUUCUAGAACUCGGUGCCAAUUUAUAACGUCGGUGCUUAAAAUGCAUUUUUUGCAUCAGUUUUCAAGAUGCUUAAUCCUGACAUGUACGUAAAUGAUUGUCGUAAAAGUAAUACAUGUAUCAAAGUUCCAACGUGUUACAGAUAAUCAAUUUGUUAUUACAAAGUUCUUAAUUCUUUUUGACAACUAUUACUUUGAUAAAGAUUAAAUUUCAAUCUAUCAAUAUAGAUUAAGUAAACAGUUACCACUCUAUAAAAAAACAACCCUCCUCUCAAGAAUAACCAUCUCAAUUAAACCGGAGUGUCAAAAACAAUUAAAUCCUCGAAAAGCACAUGAUAUGUAAACACUGAAAACAUUUUGAUUUUUGUUCUUGAAUUCAAAUAUGUUCAAAUUGCUUUACUCGUGAUAAUAAAGGGUCAUAAAAGCACCAUAAUAUUAAAUUCUCAAAAUGUGCAAAGAGGAUAAAAAAUGAAAUGUAAUAAAAUUAUAUGCACUUUGUUAAUUUAAAACUGGUUCAUUAUACGAUCGUUAAUAUUAAAAAAAGGAGAGAAAUUAAACCAAUUUUCGGAAUCUCAAACUUCAAAAUACAUGAAAAUAGUUUCCCGAAAAAGAUAUGCCGAUGAAUUUUUCAUGUAUUUUCUUACUAAAGUUAAUGCUUGAAUCUCGAAGUUAUUUUUUAAAGCAUUUUACAGCAAUUUGUUUAACUAAUUCCACCAGUUGGUAAUAAAAAGAGCUUUUUAAAGAUAUUUUAUGGAAUAAUACGACACUGAAGAUAUUUUCUAUACAUUAGAUACGCAUUUUAUACUUUUUUGGCGAUGUUUAUUUUUUUUACUUGUCAAUAAGUCAUAAUUAAGUGUUUAUGUCCUCAAAAUCAAUAUUUUAUUUUUACUGUGUUCAAACGGCGAUCUUUAUUUUUUGCGAAGACUUUUAUAGGUUACCAAGUUACCCAGCCUAUAACACCCUUUUCCGAAAGUGUUUCUAAGUAGUUUUUAUGAGCAAUUCAUAUUAAACUAAAAAAGUUGUAAUAGUGUGCAGAGAUUUUUAAUAGUACUGCUUGUGCUCAGAACAUGAAUGUUACAUCUGUAAUAUUAUUUUUUCUACUCUGCAUUUAUUUUUACAGAUGCAAAUUUGUUCUAUUAAAGUAUUCAUAGUAAAUUGUAAUAUGUUAUAUUCGAAGGUUAAUGAAAAUUUGUUGAUUUACACACAUUUUAAAUACAUUGAUAAUGUAACUUACAAGAACAAAAGUUUUUAAAUCGUUGUCUUUUCCAGCAUAUAUUGAACUUGAAUCAGGACAACUCGCCUCUAAGACAAGUUGCCCCCAGUAAAACCGAAGACAACUCGCCCCAAAUUUAGUACAACUCGCCACAACUCAAGACAGUUCGCCCCAAACAUAAAAAUAACUUGCUCCCAGUAUUUUUGUUUGUAUUACAACAAAAUAUAUAACAAAAUUUUUUAUUUUUUCCCUCAUAUACCACAACGCAAUUUAUAAUCUUCAGGUUUUAUUUCAAUUUUUGAUAUAUUUUAAUUUGAAAUUUAAUAGACUAUCAAAACUUUCAAUCACAGUGUUACUUGAACAGUUUUAUUCAAAUGCAUCUAUAAUCAGCAAAGGUUGUAUGCAUUGUGAUUAAAAAUAUGUUUUUCAUUAGUAAUAAAUUCUCUUUCCGGAUAUAAACUCGGUCAAAUACAUGUAAAUGUACUUUAAAAAACUAUGAUUAUAGAAACCGGACCAAUUUAAAUUGAGCACAUUGUUUUAAGUUUUAAAAUAACUUAACUAUGACAAACGUAAGUAAAAAAUCAGCGAUCAAACAGUCGCGAUAUAUUAUUCAUGUGAUAAUGAUAAUUAGUAAAAAUUAUGAUGAAACCCAAGCUGUAAAAAUAAGAGUUGACAUGUACACUUUUAAUUUUGAUUCUUCAAAGUGACGACUUAUUAAUGUAUGCAAUCUCUGAAUCUUUCUAUGUAUUUAACAAAUAAAUUGAGUUUAGAUUCUAAUAUUUGGCUUCCUAUUAAUAUUUUCGAAAAUCAUUGAAAAAUUAACACUAAUGUCGAUUAAAUAUGUAUAAAAUAUAUCUUUUUCAUUGAGGGCGAGUUGUUAAAAUUUGGGGGCGAGUUGUCUUGAGCUGAUGCCGAGUUGUCUUGGGGGUGAGAUGUCUUGGGGCGAGUUGUCCAGCAUUCAUUGAACUUCUUCAUCGUAAAACGUCACUUUACUAUCUUACAGGAUAUUAAUAAUAUAUAACAUUUUUUAUAGAUAUCCCUCAAACGGUUAUGAUUUUUGUUGAAAUAUGUUUUUCGCCAUUUUAAAAGUUUAAAAUUCAUAACAAAGGUUAAGGACAUUUGUCAAGUACUAACCUAAAUAAAGGACUCAAAUUUUUUUGUUAUGUAGAUAUCGUGCCAUGUUUUCUUUACAUUUCUGUUUUACGUCAAUAUUUACUUUCUGCUGAAUGACUAUGUAUGUAAACAUCUAAUGAUUUGUAGUUGUGUUAGUUUUGUAUAUAUAUUGCUUAUAUACCAGAUUAUUUGGUUUUAGUUAAUAAACUUAACUUGAACUUAAUCAUAGGUUGUACAUUCUUAUAAAAGAUUUAUUUGUUAUCCUUACAUUAUUUUAUUUGCAAGAUAAUUAUGAACAUAAUUAGCUUCUAAUGUUGCCACUUGUUAUUUUGUUAUGGAUAAUAUAUUUUCCAUUCAGCAACUUUAUACAUGUAUGUAAACAAAAUAUAACAAACAUUGUCAAACUCUUUAUCUCAAUUACAAUUUGAUAACUGACUUAAGAAAACAGUUACAUGUAUCAUAAUAGGCAUUGUAAAUUUUUACAUUGGGAAAGUAAACUUUGAGGGAAAAAUAUCGUGUGCAUGCUCUUCUAAUUUUGAAUUAUACGUGUAUAUAAACAAUGAAAAUAUUUUAAGUAUAUAAGUCUGUGUUGUCUUUUAUGUUUUAUAAUUU
Molecule: messenger RNA, 4092 nt
Organism: Magallana angulata
Lineage: Eukaryota; Metazoa; Mollusca; Bivalvia; Ostreida; Ostreidae
Product: G-protein coupled receptor 157-like
Exons: 3
Coding region: 89-1099 (336 amino acids)
Biological process (GO): cell surface receptor signaling pathway; adenylate cyclase-activating G protein-coupled receptor signaling pathway
Cellular component (GO): plasma membrane
Molecular function (GO): G protein-coupled receptor activity
Source: RefSeq, a predicted model, not a curated record